This is a messenger RNA of Trypanosoma cruzi, 3741 nucleotides long. Its product is annotated as cation-transporting ATPase, putative. Gene Ontology annotation, molecular function: ATP binding; ATP hydrolysis activity; P-type ion transporter activity. The record is from RefSeq and is a predicted model, not a curated record. Lineage: Eukaryota; Euglenozoa; Kinetoplastea; Trypanosomatida; Trypanosomatidae. The transcript has a single exon. Gene Ontology annotation, biological process: intracellular calcium ion homeostasis. Gene Ontology annotation, cellular component: endoplasmic reticulum membrane. The coding region runs from base 1 to 3741 and encodes 1246 amino acids.
AUGAUCCCGAAGAAUAACAUAAUUUCUGAGGUGCGCCUGCUGCAGCGGCGUCACUGGUCGACGUGGGUGACAGUGUGGCCUUUUGUGGUGCUCUACGCGGUAUCCUUCGCGCUCUACAUGGAUCCUGAAUUGGUGUGGGACCGUAUGACGUAUCUUGUGCACUCGACUUACAUCGACUUCUUUCACGCUAUCUGUACCCCUGUGCUGCUCUUUCUGCAUGGCUUCUUGUCCCUCUUCACCAUAUGGUCCGUGCGCUUCCGCUCGAUGAUUCUCUUCAAAACUGUGACUCGGGAAAAUAUGGAGUCGGCUACUCACAUUCUUGUCUGCACGCAUGAACACAAGGGGGAAUCCGAGAUUGUGCCGCUUAUGCAGGCUUCUGAGGAUCAUCCGAUUCAUUUUGUUUUUCAGGAGCGGAAGUGGAAGCUUGACGCCAAGAAAGGAGGCUUUGUCAAACCACACUUCCCCGUAAAGGAACCCUUGUCACACUAUCUGGACUGGCAAGGGCUCAGCGGCAGCGCCAUGUGUGCAGAACAACUGGAUAAUUUUGGUCCAAACAAGAUGGAGGUGGUGAUUCCGGACUUUCAAACUCUUCUUGUCGAUCAUGCAUUGGCCCCCUUCUUUGUAUUUCAGAUGUUUUGUGUAUUGCUGUGGUGCCUGGAUGAGUAUUGGUACUACUCGAUCUUCACCGGGGUAAUGAUGGUGGGUAUGGAGUGUACGGUCGUGAUGCAGCGCAUUCGAAACAUGAGGACAUUGCGGGAUAUGGCAGAGGUGCCUGUGCGUGAAGUAACGGUGAUAAGACAAGGACGGGAAGUGCGCAUCAAGACAAACGAGCUGUUGCCGAUGGAUCUCAUGGUGGUGGAGAGUAAUGCAGCCUGCCCAGUGGAUUCCAUACUUGUGCGUGGCACAUGCAUCGUAAAUGAGGCAACACUGACAGGUGAAUCAACACCACAGCUAAAAGAGGCCCCUGAUCGAAUGGAACUUUCUUUAGUCAUGAAGAAACACAGUCGUCACCUCCUUUAUUCAGGUACAGAGCUGCUGCUUAGCAACGGUCCACACGGUAAGAGCGAUACGGAGCGCGGUCGAGCCCUCGCUGUUGUUCUUAAAACCGGUUUUGAGACAAAACAGGGAAAGUUGCUACGCACCAUCCUUCAUAGCCAGGGGCGUGUAAGCGAGAACAGCGGAGAAUCUUUUGCUUUCAUUGGGGUCCUUGUUGUGUUUGCUCUUGCCGCUGCUGGUUAUCUUCUUAAGCGCGGUCUGGAAGACCCCAAUAGAAGCCGAUGGAAGCUGUUUUUAUCCUGCGUUCAAAUCAUUACGUCAGUUGUUCCCCCGGAAUUACCGAUGGAAUUGUCCUUGGCAGUGAACACUUCUCUACUCGCGCUUGUUAAACUGCAGGUGUUCUGCACCGAACCCUUCCGUAUUCCGUUUGCAGGGAAGGUGGACACCUGUUGCUUUGAUAAGACGGGCACUCUAACAACGGAUGAGAUGCUAUUCGGAGGUGUCGACAUGGCAGAUGGGAAUGGUUUGCUGAACCAGCUGAAGAAAAUACCGAAAAUGACCGAAUUGGUUUUGGUGACGUGCCACUCUUUGCUGCAGCUGGAGGGAACCGACACGGUGGCUGGGGAUGCCAUGGAAAAGGCCGCACUUGGUGCGCUUGGCUACAGGGUGAAUUUGGACGACACCGUUGUCUACGACCCACCGGCCCCCAAGGAUACGGAGGCUGCGGGGGAAAAUAAUAAAAAUGACGGCCAUGGAAAAUCCAAUAAACACAAGAAACAUGCCGAGGAUGGCAACAGGCGGUACAAGAUCAUCUCUCGCUUUCCGUUUUCGGCUAAUUUACGGCGUAUGUCAUGUCUUGUUAGCACAUCAGAGGGGAAAUAUGUGGUGGCGAAGGGGUCACCUGAGGCUAUUGCUCAUUUGUGCACAAGUGUCCCGCCGGAUUACCAGCAAGUGGCAGACACGCAUGCUUCUCGGGGUUACCGCGUUAUCGCGUUGGCCAUGCGACCCCUGCAGGAGGAGGAGCGAUUGAAGGCUUCUGUUCACAAUUUACAGCGAGAAGACUGCGAAAAGAAUCUCAAAUUUGUUGGACUUGCUGUGUACGAAUGUCCAUUAAAAAAGGAUGCGAAGAGUACGAUUGUCAUGCUGCAAAACGGAAGCCACCGCUGCGUUAUUAUUACAGGAGACAGUGUGCGAACGGCCAUAUCGGUUGGGCAAGAUGUGGGAAUUCUACAGUGCCGCCGGCAGCUCGUUGCUUGUGGGGUGGGGGAUGGAAGUGGUGCCGUGGAAUGGUGCGAUGCAUCGACGGGAGAACGGAUAUCACUUGACCAGCGCGCCAUUCUGGAAAAAACUUUUGUGCGGACCCGCAAACAUAUGUCUCCUUUAGAUGAUGAAUGGGACCUCUGCGUGAGUGCAGAAAAUCUGUCACCCUCGAGCAUGACAGAGCUCAUUGCAGCGUACAACGAGCAAAUCGCCGUCUGGGCCCGGUGCGCCCCCACUCAGAAGGAAGAUAUUGUGACGGACCUCAAAAAGAAGGAUCAUACCGUUCUUAUGGCGGGUGAUGGGACGAACGACGUGGGGGCGUUGAAACAGGCUCACGCCGGUAUUGCCGUCCUAAACGCUGCGGCUGUGGCACCGCAAAAAACGGACGGGAAGGUGGUGGACAACUCACCCCAGUCACACAACGAGCCCGAUGUACCGGCGGAGCACAAGCUACCACCGGGAUUCAAAUUAACGGUUUUACCUCCAAAACCAUCGGCGGAUGCCCCGUUUAUGGUGCAAAUGCGGUGGAAGAUGUCCGAGGCUCGCCGCAAGGCAGAGAUUAUGCAGAUUGCGCGCUGGAAUAAACAGCUGGAUGAAGUGAAGAAGAAAAAAAUUGCCGAGAAGGCAGCCGUCACCCUACCACCACCCGAAUCGACCUCCGACUUUCUCAUGCAAUCGCUCUUUAAUGAAGACGAUAUGGAUCUGGGUGGACCUCCACAAAUUAAGCUCGGAGAUGCUUCCAUAGCGGCCCCCUUUACAUGUCGCUCGAAGGCCCUUAUGUCCGUCUGUGACAUUGUGCGUCUUGGUCGAAGCACGCUUGUUACGACAUUACAAAUGUACAAGAUUCUUGCUCUUAACUGCCUUACCUCCGCUUAUUCCAUGUCAGUGUUGCAUACAGACGGUGUAAGGCUUGGUGAAAAACAGAUGAUCCUGUCCGGUGUGAUUUUAUCUGUUUGCUUCCUUUGCAUGUCACGCAGUCAGCCAAUGCCCACUUUGUGUCCACAGCGACCGAUUACACGCGUAUUUCAUCCCUACAUGAUCUGCACCAUUUUUAUGCAGUUUGCUCUACAUCUGUAUAGCAUGAUGCGGACUGUGAAGCUUGUGGAGGAGGUGGAUAGCAUGGAGGUGGCAAGUAUGCGGGAAAUUGGGGUUGAAGGGGAGUUUAAGCCAACCUUGUUGAAUUCAGCGAUGUUUUUGCUAACCACCCUUAUUGGUGGUGUUACAUUUGCUGUCAACUACCGCGGUGAGCCUUUUAUGCAAAGCAUGCGAAAGAACAAGCCCAUGUUUUACGCACUGAUUGUUCUUACUUUAGUCGUCAUUUACUUUGCAUCCGAGACGGAUCCUGAAAGCAACGCCUUGUUUGAAAUUGUCGCCUUUCCGUCGCAGGAGUUCCGUCACCGUUUCAUACAAUUGCUCUUGACAGACGCCGGCGGUUGCUUUGCCAUUGAGUAUGCUUGUCUUUUUUUUCUGACGGACUACAUGUGA